Hyaena hyaena (striped hyena) is the source of this 1433-nucleotide messenger RNA. RefSeq names its product C1q and TNF related 7 (gene C1QTNF7). The record is from RefSeq and is a predicted model, not a curated record. The transcript has 3 exons. Bases 187 to 1077 code for a protein of 296 amino acids. Gene Ontology annotation, molecular function: protein binding. NCBI's taxonomy places the organism in Eukaryota, Metazoa, Chordata, Mammalia, Carnivora, Hyaenidae.
GCUUCAAACACAUUCUCGUGCUCAAAAGAGCACUUUAUUUUUCACCGAGUUAUUUUUUGUAUUGUUUCGAAGUGGCUUCGAAUAAUACACACAUAUUUCUGCUUUAAAUUUUUUAAUGGUUUCUAAAUUUAUGGGACAACCAAAGCAAGAAAGCCUCAUGUCUUGGGGGAAAUUUUGAGAGCAGCAAUGCCUAGAAAAGAGCCAAAGAUGUUUAUCUUGCUCUAUGUUACAAGUUUUGCCAUUUGUGCCAGUGGACAGCCUCGGGGUAAUCAGUUCAAAGGAGAGAACUACUCCCCAAGAUAUAUCUGUAGCAUCCCUGGCUUACCUGGACCUCCAGGACCCCCUGGAGCAAAUGGUUCCCCUGGGCCCCAUGGUCGGAUCGGCCUUCCAGGACGAGAUGGUAGAGACGGCAGGAAAGGAGAGAAAGGUGAAAAGGGGGCUGCAGGUUUGAGAGGUAAGACCGGACCACUGGGCCUUGCUGGAGAGAAGGGGGACCAAGGAGAGACUGGGAAGAAAGGACCCAUUGGACCAGAGGGAGAAAAAGGAGAAGUAGGUCCAAUUGGGCCUCCUGGAGCAAAGGGGGACAGAGGAGAGCAAGGGGAUCCAGGGCUGCCUGGAGUUUGUAGAUGUGGAAGCAUCGUGCUCAAAUCUGCCUUUUCUGUUGGCAUCACAACCAGCUACCCAGAAGAAAGGCUACCAAUUAUAUUUAACAAGGUCCUCUUCAAUGAGGGAGAACACUACAAUCCUGCAACAGGCAAGUUCAUCUGUGCCUUCCCAGGGAUCUAUUACUUUUCUUAUGAUAUCACAUUGGCAAAUAAGCAUCUGGCGAUCGGGCUGGUACACAACGGGCAGUACCGGAUAAAGACCUUCGACGCUAACACAGGGAACCAUGACGUGGCUUCGGGGUCCACGGUCAUCUAUCUGCAGCCAGAAGAUGAAGUGUGGCUGGAGAUCUUCUUCACCGACCAAAACGGCCUCUUCUCAGACCCAGGUUGGGCAGACAGCUUGUUCUCUGGAUUUCUCCUGUAUGUUGACACAGAUUAUCUAGAUGCCAUAUCGGAAGAUGACGAGCUGUGAUCAGGACUGCCAUCCUGAAUGUUCCAAGAUUCUUGUGGCAGACACUUUGACUUGAUCUGGGGCCCUGGAAGGUGGAGCAAGCAGCAAUGAGAUCCAAAGAAACUCCCACUCAGAUUCCAAAGCAUUUACAGAGAAUUCUAGCAUAAUCUAUUAAAACAAGAUGAACCACUAAAUGGUUGAAUCCACACCAAGAUGAAUUAUAUAAAACAAUAACCCCAGAUAACAAUCCUCUUGAAAAGUAAUGUUCAUAAAUAUUUAAACAAAUUAAAGACAAUGUUAACAAAUUUUCUGUUAAACUCCCUGAGUGAUAAAAUCAGCUGGCAAUGAUAUUGUCUCAUUAAAUCUUCAUAAAAUUA